GGGAGCCAGAAAUCCGAGGGGACCGCACUCAGUAGCAACUAAACUACUACGAGAGAAUCAACAAUAAACGUAAAUCAACACGGAUUUGUUUUAAAAAACAUGUGUUUUGUGACGAACUAUUGCGCGAGUGAUUCCUAAUAUUAUUCAUCUGGACAAUGAGAUAACUUCUGACCCAAUUGGUGUACAUACAUAAUAAUAAUCCAAGAUGUAUAAGCUACUGGGAGGUUUGGCUAAUUACCUGAAAUAUCAGGAUAUUGUGACUGACUGUGCGGUGUUCCGUAUGCAUAAUUUGUUUACUACCGCACUUUUGAUGGCAUGCAGCUUGAUCAUUACGGCAAGUCAAUACGUAGGCAACCCUAUACAAUGCAUCAGCGAUGGAGCGAUUCCCAGUCACGUGAUCAACACGUUUUGCUGGAUUUCUUCCACCUUUACUAUGCCAGAUGCUUUUAAAAGACAGGUUGGUGUAGAAGUCCCUCAUCUAGGAUUGGCCAAUGACUUCAGUGACAAAGAUGCUCAAAAAUUUUACACAUACUACCAAUGGGUUUGUUUUGUGUUAUUUUUCCAGGCUAUAGCUUGCUACACACCCAAAGUAAUUUGGGACUCAUUCGAAAGCGGUUUAAUGAAAAUGCUUGUCAUGGGUCUUCACAUUGGGGUUUGCCGCAAAGACGAGAAGGAGAAGAAGAAAGAAGUUAUUCUUGAAUAUUUAAAAACGCAUGUUAAAAGGCACAACCUAUACGCUCUUAGGUACUGGGCUUGCGAGUGCCUAUGUCUGAUCAACAUCAUUAUUCAAAUGUAUUGCAUGAACAAAUUUUUUGACGGCGAGUUUAUAAAUUACGGCUGGAGGGUCAUGAAUUACUCACAGCAGCCACAAGAAGAGAGAGUCGAUCCGAUGGUCUAUGUCUUUCCACGUGUCACCAAGUGCAUUUUCCAUAAAUAUGGUCCUACCGGAACGAUCCAGAAGCAUGACAGCCUCUGCGUCCUACCACUUAACAUAGUGAACGAAAAAACUUACGUCUUCAUUUGGUUUUGGUACGUGCUCUUAUUAUCAAUGCUUACUAUUUUGGUCAUCUACAGAGUGAUCAUCAUUGCCCUGCCAAAAAUAAGACCGAGAAUCUUGCACGCCAAACACCGUAGCAUUCCUAUAGAAGUAUGCAACUCGCUGUGCAAGAAAGUGGAUAUGGGAGAUUGGUGGAUUUUGUUAAUGCUUGGUACUAACAUGGAUCCGUUAGUUUAUAGAGAGAUUAUCACUGAGCUUGUAAAAAAUAUCGAGCUGAAUAAAGACUAUAAUUAAGUACAAAUUACAUGUUUUAGAGUUGCUACUACAUAAGUAGAAAAUGUGAUAACUUUCUCAAGUACUUGGGAAUUUAUUUUCAUAUUCGAUGUUAAACUUCUAAUCAUUUUCUAUAAAAAUUGAAGCGGCUGAAAACAAAUUGUUUUUUACGUCUGAUAAAAUAAAAUAUAAGGAUACAAACUCCAUUCCGACAUAUCUAAAGAAUUUAUUAUAAAUUUACAAGUUAGACAAUUUAUUUAGUUUAUAGAAAGUAAUACUAUUAGAUAGUGUACUCUUGGUUAUGUCUCAAAAAUCUUAGGUUAGGGCACAUAAUCCAUUCGAGUUGAAACUGUUUGCGUUAGAUCUAAGUUGUGAAAGGGUAAAACUGCCAAAAUCCUAAGAAAUCAUACUGGUUAGAGCCAUAUGACUGCAAUUUUGUGAUUUUUCGCCAGAAUGUUUUUGCCUUUUUGAUAUAUUUUUUAUACUAUAAUAUUUUAUAAGAGGGAUUUUCGACUAUUUAUUGUAAUAAACUGAUGUUAAGUAUA
Anthonomus grandis grandis is the source of this 1815-nucleotide messenger RNA. It is a transcript of the gene ogre, whose product is annotated as innexin inx1. The record is from RefSeq and is a predicted model, not a curated record. The transcript is spliced from 5 exons. Gene Ontology annotation, cellular component: plasma membrane; gap junction. Gene Ontology annotation, molecular function: gap junction channel activity. Bases 206 to 1291 code for a protein of 361 amino acids. Lineage: Eukaryota; Metazoa; Arthropoda; Insecta; Coleoptera; Curculionidae.